Mangifera indica (mango) is the source of this 1311-nucleotide messenger RNA. RefSeq lists its product as uncharacterized. Bases 1 to 1311 code for a protein of 436 amino acids. The transcript has a single exon. The record is from RefSeq and is a predicted model, not a curated record. Lineage: Eukaryota; Viridiplantae; Streptophyta; Magnoliopsida; Sapindales; Anacardiaceae.
AUGGAUAAAAGAGAUAAGAGUUGGAUGAAUCUUCCUAGAUAUAGUGAUAAAUAUAUGAAUGGGGUAAAUGAUUUUCUUGACAAGGCAUUUUCCUUGGCAGCUCAUGGGAAUGUAAUUUUAUGCCCAUGCAAAAAGUGUCAUUUACGUUAUUGGUAUUGUAGAAACACAGUAUAUGAACAUUUGAUUAUUGAUGGAAUAACUCCAGGAUAUAAUGACUGGUAUUUUCAUGGUGAAGUACUAGAUUCAAGUAUGAAUAUAGAUGACAUGGGCCAAUCUGACAAAAGGGAUAUGGGUGAUGAUAUAGAUGGAUUGUUGCAUGACACUUUUAGGGGUGUAAUCAAUGAAGAUAUUCCAUGUAACCAAGAAUUUAGAGAGGGUCAAACAGAUGAGGCUAAGAAAUUCUUUAAAUUAUUGGAGGAAGGGAAAGAAGAGUUAUAUCUGGGUUGUCAAAAUUUUUCAAAGUUAUCUUUCACUAUUCGCUUAUACCUUUUGAAAUGCAUCCAUGGAAUCAGUAAUGUGGCGAUUACUAAUAUUCUAGAGUUACUUAGAGAGGCAUUUCCUCAUGCAAAAUUGCCUACAUCUUUUAAUGUAGCUAAGAAAAUGGUGAAAGACUUAGGGCUUGAAUAUCAAAAGAUACAUGCAUGUCCUAAUGAUUGCAUGCUCUUUUGGGAUGAGAAUGAGACAUUAAGCUCAUGUAAGGUAUGUGGUGCAUCUAGAUGGAAAUCCAAUGGAAAUGUUGUAGGGAAUAGUCAGGAAAGGUUAUCUAAAAAAGGGUAUCAAAUCCCUAAGAAAGUUUUUAGAUAUUUUCCAUUGAUUCUUAGGCUUCAACGGUUGUUUAUGUGUAAAAAAACUGCUGAUUGCAUGACAUGGCAUGAAAAAUAUCGUACUAAAGAUGGAAAUUUAAGGCAUCCAGCUGAUGGUGAAGCUUGGAAGAAAUUUGAUUCAUUGUAUCCUCAUUUCGCACAAGACCCUAGAAAUGUGAGGUUGGGUCUCUCGAGUGAUGGAUUCAAUCCAUUUAGAACAAUGAGCAUUACAUAUAGCACAUGGUCGAUCAUUUUGAUUAAUUAUAAUUUGCCUCAAUGGCAUUGCAUGAAACCAGAAUAUUUGAUUUUGUCAUCAAUUAUUCCAGGACCAUCUUCUCCUGGUCAAGAUAUUGAUAUCUACAUGCAACCGUUUAUUAAAGAAAUAAGGCUACUUUGGGAAAUUGGUGUAGAUACUUAUGAUGCUUCCACUAAUCAAACAUUUAAAAUGCGUGCAUGCUUGUUAUGGACUGUUAGUGACUUCCCAGCAUAUGCAAUGCUUUCUGGGUGA